CAAAAACCCUAGCCCACUCCUGAGAUUCCUCCCCAGCACACCACCUCGCCGCCGACCCCGAUGCCGCCCAAGGCGAAGAAGGACGCCGCGCCGGCGGAGCGCCCCAUCCUCGGCCGCUUCUCCUCCCAUCUCAAGAUCGGAAUCGUUGGGUUACCCAAUGUUGGCAAAUCAACUUUCUUCAACAUAGUAACAAAGUUGUCAAUCCCAGCCGAGAACUUCCCUUUCUGUACCAUUGAACCAAAUGAGGCACGGGUAAAUGUUCCGGACGAACGUUUUGACUGGCUUUGCAAACUUUUCGAGCCAAAGAGUGAGGUGUCUGCAUAUCUGGAAAUCAACGACAUAGCUGGACUUGUUAGGGGAGCUAGCGCAGGGGAGGGUCUGGGCAAUGCCUUCUUAUCCCAUAUUCGUGCUGUUGAUGGGAUCUUUCAUGUCUUGAGAGCAUUUGAAGACUCAGAUAUCACUCAUAUCGAUGAUACAGUUGAUCCUGUUCGUGAUUUGGAAACUAUUAGUCAAGAACUAAGGCUCAAGGAUAUAGAGUUUGUGCAAGCUAAAAUUGAUGACCUUGAGAAGCAAAUGAAGAGGAGCAAUGACAAACAGCUUAAGAUAGAACAUGAAUUAUGUCAGAGGGUCAUGGCCCAUCUCCAAGACGGGAAAGAUAUACGUCUAGGCGAUUGGAAAACUCUUGAAAUUGAGAUCUUGAAUACCUUCCAGCUGCUGACCGCUAAGCCAGUUGUUUAUUUGGUGAACAUGAGUGAGAAGGACUACCUGAGGAAAAAGAACAAGUUCUUACCAAAGAUACAUGCUUGGGUGCAAGAACAUGGUGGUGAAACUAUUAUUCCUUUCAGCUGUGCCUUUGAACAGAAACUAGUGGAUAUGCCAGCGGAUGAAGCUGCUAAAUAUUGCGCUGAAAACCAGACAGUAAGUUUGAUCCCCAAAAUCAUCAAAACUGGGUUUUCAGCAAUUCAUCUUAUUUACUUCUUCACCGCUGGUCCUGAUGAGGUCAAGUGCUGGCAAAUCAGAAAGCAAAGUAAAGCCCCUCAAGCUGCUGGUGCAAUUCACACUGAUUUUGAAAGAGGCUUCAUAUGUGCUGAGGUAAUGAAGUUUGAAGAUCUAAAAGAGCUGGGCACCGAGUCUGCUGUCAAGGCUGCUGGAAAGUACAGGCAGGAAGGAAAGACAUACGUGGUGCAGGAUGGAGACAUCAUAUUCUUCAAGUUCAAUGUUUCUGGAGGUGGAAAGAAGUGAUAAAUUGCCAAAAGAUCGUAGUGAUUUGACAGGUUGCUGCAUUUUUAUGGAAAGUUGUAUUUUUGAGUUCUCUUGCAAGUAGCCAGGUACCUGUACUGAUUGUAUUGUACGAGGAGGCUGUAGCUACCAAAUGAUUGUAUAACGAGCCUAAAAAUUACUGAAAGAACCUACAUGGUAUCGGUUUCAGUCA
This is a messenger RNA of Lolium rigidum, 1432 nucleotides long. RefSeq names its product obg-like ATPase 1. The record is from RefSeq and is a predicted model, not a curated record. The transcript has 12 exons. Lineage: Eukaryota; Viridiplantae; Streptophyta; Magnoliopsida; Poales; Poaceae. Gene Ontology annotation, cellular component: cytoplasm. Gene Ontology annotation, molecular function: GTP binding; ATP hydrolysis activity; ATP binding. Bases 61 to 1242 code for a protein of 393 amino acids.